This is a messenger RNA of Apis cerana (Asiatic honeybee), 1575 nucleotides long. RefSeq lists its product as uncharacterized. Lineage: Eukaryota; Metazoa; Arthropoda; Insecta; Hymenoptera; Apidae. The record is from RefSeq and is a predicted model, not a curated record.
AUAUUUGUCACCAAGCGAAAUUGGAUUAUUCCGAUGAGUUUCCGAACCGAGGCGCGUAAUAACUGACCAAUGAGAAACAAUAUCACAUCUGAUGCCCGAAUCGAGUGAAUUUGCGAACCUGUACGAGAAGUAAAGUAUGUCAUCAGUCAUAGAAAAAAAAGUUGGUUACUUAAAAUAUGAAGUCUCUUACAGUACAGCCAAAUGAAACCAAAUGAAAUUUUUAAUAAUAAAGCUCGGGUUAUUAUUCGUAAUUCUUGAUACUCGUUAAAGAAAUGCUACGCGCUGCAUGCUGCAGAAAUGAAAUAUCAUUUUCCCCGUUUUUAUCUUUCCUCUUCAUUUAUAAGGUAACCUCGUAAAAAAGUAAAAAUUUAAAAAAAGAAAUUAAAAAAAAAAAAUAGUUCGAACGUUUCGAAAAUUAUCAUGAUGCAAGCGAGUCAAAAUUUUGAUAAAACCGUCGAUCGUUUGUUGCCUCCGAAACCUCAUCGAAAUCAAAGGCUAUAUCGACCAGAAGAUGCGAAAACACUUGGUCUUCGAGUGCCAGAUUCUGAGAACUUCUCGGCUAAGUCGAACUCGUCCUCGUCUAAAAGUUCGGCACAUCUAUCCAACACGAAAUACGUUGGUAAAAGAUCGAAUGACGAUACCAGGUCCAAGAAAGAUGUUAAACGUCAUCGGAACGUAGAUGUGAGCGUAAAAGCGACCAAGAAGCAACCGGAUCUGAAACAAGAGCGGAAAGCUCAACGGACUCCCACGUUGGAGAGAUUGAGCAAUUUGCACGCGAAAUUGGAACGAGGAUUGAAAAACAUAUCGAACAGGACGAAAACUCGGUCGAAGGUUGGGCCGGACAGCGCCAAGGAGUCCAGCAAUCUGAAUUCGACCACGAUACGUGGAUAUGGCCGGUCCUCUGGUCGAUCCCUGAAAAAGAAUUCGGCGUCUCAAGAGGACAAGCUUAGGAAGGAGUCGAGUUCAAAAUGCACGAAACAAUUGUUCAGCAUGGCUGACUCGUGGAGCAGCGACUCGAUAAUCAGUCAUUCGGAUAACUGUGCCUGCUGUCACAGCCGAGAGCCUUGCCCCUUUCACGGAAGCGAGAAUUUCUUCCAAGACAAAUAACUAAUAAUUUUCCCCUCCCCUCGAAAUUUAAAUUUGAGAAAUUUCCAUCUGUAACGCGGAUAAUUGUAACCACAGCACGUGCCAUGAAUUCGAAAAAAAAUUAUCGAUCCUGAAAUUCAUCCGUCGCAAACCUCUACGAGCUUUCUACAACUUGCACGUUAAAUCCCGAUUUUAAUUCUCUAUACGUCCAGGAAUUUUAAUCAUAAAAUAAUGUGAUCGAGAUGUAACAAAAUAUGGUAAAAAAGAAAAAAAAGAAAAAAACUCACAAAAGAUGAAAGUGAACUAUCCGAAGAAAGUGGGAAAGGAAACAAGAAAGAAGUCGAAUGAUGUGUCGAAUCAUCGUAGAAAUAAAAAUAUUUAACAUCCGUGCGAGUAGCAAGCGCUGUUAUGUCAUAUACAAUCAAUACCGUAUAUAAUUUUUAUUAGUAUAUAUAAAACGUGAAAUAAAAUGUUAAUAUAGAAAAUUGA